Molecule: messenger RNA, 1951 nt
Organism: Marchantia polymorpha subsp. ruderalis
Lineage: Eukaryota; Viridiplantae; Streptophyta; Marchantiopsida; Marchantiales; Marchantiaceae
Source: the annotation of a GenBank genome assembly
UCCUUACCAUCUUACGAUCUCGUGCAAAGUCAUUCCGGUUUUCAAUAUCGACCGGAGUGCUUUGUUCGAGUUCCUUUCUUCUCGUCAUAGUACCACCACAUCUCAAUUCUUGACAAUAGUCGAGCGAAGUACACGACUUGAUUUCCUUCUCGAUUUCACAUAUCCAGUUCUCGAUUCUAUUCCCCCACUGAUUGAUAUCUCUCAUUCUUCACUCCGAUGUUGUGUCCAUCUCUUCUUGCCAGCCGUGUUGAGUGAUGGCUUGUACAGAGGCCUACGUGUUUUCAUGUUCUGGAACUUCACCACCGCUCCUUUAAUUUGAACAUCGCCAGUCGACGUGGUUCAAACGUGAACGAAAAGCAGCAUUACUAUGCGGAAGGUGUGCUGCAUUCCAUCAGAUCUCCAAAAUUCAAGCGGUAGAUAAGCGGAGCCCAAUUUCGGGAAUGCAUUAAGGUCUUCCAUUAUGGCGACCGGGCGACCUGAGCUAUAGCGGCAGCCUUGCGCCUCGAUUGAAACUCUUCUCUUGUUCAAUAACUAGCGCUGAUCAAAAUCCCAGCCAACAGCUCGCUUUCAGUUGCGGUUGUUGAUUUUCAUACACACUGUACAGAUCGAUCUGCACCAGGAGGAACAAUUCUAGUCAGCUAUUCUUCCAGAUAGCCUCAUCAGACGAACAAACGGUGGGAUUCAGGGAAGAGUGAAACGUCGCUUACGCUUGUACGCUCGGAGCCAGUAGUAGAUAUGACGAAGUGCAGAGAUGUGCUCGACUCGGCAUUGAUCGGAAAUUACAUGAAGCUGAUGGAAGAUCUGCGAAGCCUGAGGACCAGAGGCAGUUGUUCAGAGGCAGAAGUGUUUUUAGGAGCGCUCGGACAGUACAACAGAUUCUUCCACGAAGAGUCUUUAUCCCGUCUUGAUCGAAAUGCUAAAGAAAUUUUGAAUGGGGACUUGCAUAGCGCUUGUUGGGAAGUGGAGGAGCUCCGUCGAUGGAACUUACUCUGGUCACAUCUCAAGUUUCAGUCUCCGAGGCGCCAGCUUAAGAAACGGAGGAAGAUUGUGGUGCAAUCCGUGCAGAUAUGUAUAGACGUGUCAAAGCUCCCGGGAAUCAGUCACUCAAGACGACGAAAUGGACAUCACUCUUGUCAAAAAUUGGAGUUAUCCUCAAAAGAUGAUGUACAGACAUACGCGACAUGUGAACAAGUAACUAAUCGUUCAUCGUGUUUUGGUACAGCAGUCAAUGUUUGAAACCUCGAGUAACUACGGAUGCCUGAAAUCCUUCAGGUUCCAUGCCCAAACUCUGUCAGAAAGAGGACCAAAUAACUAUACCCAGGAUGUCAUGUAUUUCCAUCACUGCGAGCAAACCUCAUACUGACCGUCAGCUAUCUUUUUCCUGAAUUUCUUGAUUUCUUGUUCUCUCCCCAUUUUUCCAAAUUUUUUCAGUAUCCACAUCAUCAUGCACUUAUCAAGGUUUUAAAGACUGUACAGACUUCUCCACUGCAGACCCGUCGAGCCCCUGACCCGAAUUUGUACAACACAACACGCAAGCAUAUCCAUAACUUCCACGCAAUAAUUCCAGGGCAUCCUUCUGGAAAGUCUUGGCAUUUACUGCGAUUCCUACUCUUGUUGUUUCAAUGUCAAUAUGCUUGCUUGAAGACUCGAACAGUCCACUGCCCUGCCACAAUGAUGAGGUAAGCUUGAUGUCGAGUAUGUUCAUUUCGUCCUUGUAUCCUUCCUACUGAAUAGAGAGCAGGCUUGAGUCAAAUUCGAGGACAAAUUGUGAAUCCAUGGAAAGUCGAGGAAUUGUAUAUACACGUGCUGUACGGGAGCACCACAACAGGAUAAGCAGAUAUUUACCUUCGCUCCUUCAAUGUGGAAUCAAUGAUGGUGGAAGGCAUCAAAGCUGGAAACUUGGACGUGAAAGUAAACCCUUGUUAUAUACUUCUACUGAAGUUUACCCAUC